AUGAACACAAAACAGCUGAUGUGUUCGUUAGUGGUGGCCGCAGUGCUUCUGGCGAGUGCGCCGGUAGCAAACGCCCAAUACUACGAUAAUGACAGAUAUGGCGGAAACUAUGGCUACCCUGGCAACUAUAGCUAUGACGGCAACUAUGGCUACCCCGGCAAGUAUGGCGGCCUCGGAAACUAUGGCGGUUAUGACAACUAUUAUGGUGGAUGGUUAGGCAAACUCCUCGGAGGGGGAGGAAAAGGCAAAUGGGGCAAAUAUGGAUAUGGCAAAUAA
Dreissena polymorpha is the source of this 276-nucleotide messenger RNA. RefSeq names its product neuropeptide-like protein 30. Bases 1 to 276 code for a protein of 91 amino acids. The record is from RefSeq and is a predicted model, not a curated record. NCBI's taxonomy places the organism in Eukaryota, Metazoa, Mollusca, Bivalvia, Myida, Dreissenidae. The transcript has a single exon.